Messenger RNA from Diatraea saccharalis (sugarcane borer), 855 nucleotides. Lineage: Eukaryota; Metazoa; Arthropoda; Insecta; Lepidoptera; Crambidae. The record is from the annotation of a GenBank genome assembly.
GUAGACCGAUUAAAUUAAUUACCAGCAUCUCAUCCAGCAAUUUUUAGCAGAAUUUAUUGUAAAGUGUUUGGCUAAAAGCUAUCAAUACAGUUCAUAUCUUAAUUGUUUUCAGUUUCUCGGCCGAUGGUAUGUCAUGGAAAGGUAUCCGACUUGGUAUGAAGACGGUCACUGCUCCCACAAGCGAUUCGAAGCGUGCGGCAGAAGAAUCGAGAUCGACCAUGUCUUCAUUAGGGAAGGCGUACAAUUCGUAUUCCAAGUGAAUAGCAGCUAUAAUCCUGGAGAUGAAGCUGUGUUUGAAAUUCAAGAUAAUAUUAUCGAUAGAAUAGGAAUACCCAUAGAAGUGAUAGCAACGGAUUAUUCUGAACAUGCUCUACUGUAUGGCUGCAAAUAUCAGCCAAAUUACAACAUCAAGUACAUGUUGGCUUGGAUACUAUCAAGAAAUCAAACGCUACCCGAUGAAAAGAUAGAAAAUUUAAAGACUACUCUGAGGACAAUACCUUACAGCAGUCCGGUAUACAUGGAAAGAGUACGCCACGACUCAGACAUAUGCGCUCACAGUUGGACUGCCCACGUAGAUACCAUAGAAACUAAUGACAAUGGAGAAUAGACUUUGUGUUCUAUGAUAUUUGUAUCUUUUUCCACUGUGAUGUCCUAAUUAAUGACAAUGUAAAAUUAUAAACAUAGUCAUUUAAUUUAGGAAGUCUUGUUGGAAUAUGAAAUGUUUUAUAAUUAUCGUUUAUAAUUUUGAAUUUACUUUUGUUACAUUGCAUGGCCCAUUUCAGCUGAAAAACAAAAGAUUGUGUAUUUAGAAUUCAAUCAAAGUCUGAAAGAAGAUUUUCUUUAUUCAACGACUAU